UGUUCCUGCCUAUCGAUCGUUAGAUUCAGUUCGUUUUCAACUCUCGCGCGACACGGUAGUCUCGGGGCACUGAUACGGUCGUUCCACUGAUUCAUCUUCCCGUUCCCUAGCAAAAAGAUAAUAGACCGCCCUCACUUGCAGCUUUUGUUACCAUCAACUACCACCAUGGAGCACGAUUUGGGCUUCGACUUGACCGAGGCACUGGAGCGGGAAGGUCUUUCCCGGGAUGAUUUGAAAGCACUGCGACAUCCACCGAUCGAAGGUGUACCAGCUACGAUCACCGAUAAACAGCUGGCAUGCUUUUUGGAUGCGUGCGAUAAGAAUAUCGACGAAACGCGCAAAGUAUUAAAAAUUUACUACGAAGCACGCCGGAACGGACCGGAACUGUUUAACAAUCGCGAUCCUCAGAGUGCGGCUAUACAACAAUGUCUUCAAAAUCAAGAUUACUUUCCACUUCCAACGACGCCCAGCGGGUAUUCGGUGGUGUUUCAUCGUUUGAAAAAUUCACGUUCUUCCAAUUAUCAUUUCGACGAAGCGAUCAAAACGUACUUCAUGACCAUCGACUCCUGCCUGUACAACCAGGGACCACGACCGGGAAUCAUUUUCCUGUUUGACAUGAAAAACGUUGGCCUGAUGCAUCUUACCCGCAUCAACAUUAGCUCGGUGCGAAAGUUCUUCAACUACUUGCAGGAGGGUUUGCCGGCCAAAUUGAAGGCGAUACACGUGAUGAAUGUGGUUUCAUUCUUCGACAAAAUUCUCUACAUCAUUAAACCAUUUAUUCAUGCGGAAAUCUUAAACAUGCUCUAUCUGCACACAUCGAGUGAGAACAUGGAACCGUUCUAUGAAGAAUGGAUACCGAAAAGUGGAUUACCGUCCGAUCUAGGUGGUGAUUUGAAGUCGAUCGAUGAACUUCAUCAGGACCACUUGAAGGAGUUCGAAAAACAGAGACCCUACUUCCUCGCCGAAGAACGUCAGCGUAAUCCGGAUGCAACCGUUAUCGAUGAAUCGACCGAUCGAAUGAUGAAAUCUCUGUCGAUAGACUAAUACACGACCGUGUAUCGGCUGGCCGUACUUGCAAAGCUUAUGCUUAAUGUUGUACUUCGAUGUGAUAGCAAAUAUUCGGUGCAAAGGAUCAGCAUUCCAGAGCUGAUUAAAGCCAAACUACCAACAAACCGGGGAUAAGGUUGUUCCACAAACCAAUUGGUGUGCUUUUAUAUACUGUAAUUUUAAGGACUUUUACUAUACACCUUUCAUUACCGCUUUAUCUUGUUUAACGUGAUAAAUAAAGCAUACUUUUCUUAUAAAAAUCAAA
Messenger RNA from Anopheles funestus (African malaria mosquito), 1312 nucleotides. Its product is annotated as alpha-tocopherol transfer protein-like. The transcript has 4 exons. Bases 166 to 1044 code for a protein of 292 amino acids. Lineage: Eukaryota; Metazoa; Arthropoda; Insecta; Diptera; Culicidae. Gene Ontology annotation, molecular function: phosphatidylinositol bisphosphate binding. The record is from RefSeq and is a predicted model, not a curated record. Gene Ontology annotation, cellular component: membrane.